This is a messenger RNA of Peniophora sp. CBMAI 1063, 978 nucleotides long. Lineage: Eukaryota; Fungi; Basidiomycota; Agaricomycetes; Russulales; Peniophoraceae. The record is from the annotation of a GenBank genome assembly.
AUGGAUCUCAUCCUGAACCUUGCCGACGAAUAUUUCCUGGACGCUGUUUGGGCGCGCGUUGUCCCUGUCACCGCGUUCGUUGAUGGCGCUACAGCCAUGAACGCAACCUUCGCAACGCCACUCGCCGUGGCUUCGCUUUCAAAAUGGGAGACAGUCAUAUCACAUCUACCUCAUCCGCCGCUAUUGAGCUCGCUGGGAUCUACCGCUGCUGCUACGGUCUCGGCGUGGCCUCGAGACUACAUCCCUCGGCAACUUAUAUCGCUCGCCGUCAUCACACUCCUCGGUGUCCAUGCUCUCUACUUCAUCUUCUCCACCUUGUCGUACUACUUCAUCUUCAACCACGACAUGAUGAAUCAUCCUCGCUUCCUCAAGGGCCAAGUCCGUAUGGAGAUCGAGUCGUCACUACGCGCAUUCCCAGCGAUGAUGCUUCUCACUCUACCCUGGUUCCAAGCCGAAGUCAUGGGCUACUCGAAGCUGUAUAGCGAUCCAGCCGAGUACGGAUACGUGUACCUAGCACUAUCUUCGUUAAUGUUCUUGACAUUCACCGACUACUUGAUCUACUGGGUUCACCGCCUGGAGCACCAUCCGGCUGUGUACAGGUGGCUGCACAAGCCGCACCACAAAUGGAUCAUUCCGACACCCUUCUCCGCUUACGCCUUCCACCCACUCGACGGCUACUUCCAGUCUCUGCCGUAUCAUAUAUUCAUCUUCCUCUUCCCUCUCCACUGUGGUCUAUUCCUAGGGCUAUUUGUCUUCGUCAACUUCUGGACAAUCCUGAUCCACGACUCGGAUAUGGUGACGGGGCAUCCUUUGGAGCGCUUUGUCAACGGGCCUGCACACCAUACGUUGCACCAUAUAUACUUCACCGUGAACUACGGCCAGUACUUCACAUUCGCAGACCGCUUGGGCAGUUCUUACCGGCAGCCUGAAGCUGCGCUCGAUCCUGCUCUCGAUCUCAAGAAGCACAAGACAGAAUAG